Pipistrellus kuhlii (Kuhl's pipistrelle) is the source of this 2232-nucleotide messenger RNA. RefSeq names its product collagen alpha-1(I) chain-like. The record is from RefSeq and is a predicted model, not a curated record. Bases 1 to 1338 code for a protein of 445 amino acids. The transcript is spliced from 2 exons. Lineage: Eukaryota; Metazoa; Chordata; Mammalia; Chiroptera; Vespertilionidae.
AUGGCCAGAUGUGACCUCAGCAGCAGCGGGCAGGGCGCGGCGGGCACUGCCCAGGCGGCCGGGCUGGGGCACCUCGGCCCAGCCAGCCGUCCCGCUCUCCGAAGCGGGCGGGAGGGAUGCGGGCGAGCAGCCACCUCUCUCCCUCCCGCGUCUGGCAGGUGCUGGGAUGACUCAGACGCUUUGUCCUGGGCUCACCGACGACAGCGGCGGGAACGGGCUGGGUGGCUGCGCCCCGCGCCCGGUGCCACGGACGGGGCGCGUGGGGCGGGAGGCUUCCGCUGCCCCCUCGGAGCCCGAUGUCUGUGCUCACAGAUACUGUGCGCACUGAGACGGGACACACAGCAGAGGACGGCGGGAGAGCUCGCUCCCCAGGAGGCAGAGGGAGGGCCGUGGGCAGCCCUUCCUUUCUCCACCGCCUUCCUCCGCCCGGCUCAUCGGCCCCCCGUCCGCCUCCUGGGACGCCGGGCAGGGAUCCUGUCCACUGGCCUCAGGGAAAGUGAAAACCCAAAGGAUGUCGACGCUCACCACCGAGCCACCCGGCCGGGGUUUAACCACGCGGCCGGUCAGACGGACAGAGGGCGGUGUGCGGAGAGGAGCCCACGCCGGGAGGAGCCGCCAUCGCAUGCUGCUUGGGCAGGAGGCCUCCCGGCACCCUGUCCUCUCCCGGACACAGCUCAGCUGCCGGCACGCUCCUUACCACGUUCCCGAGCCGGGGAGGGCGGGGGCGGCACUUCCCAGAAGCCGCGGCUGAGAAACGCCUCCCCAAACCGGGAUCAACAGCCCGCGCCAGCGCGGCCCAGCGGGCUCCCGGGGGAGCGGUGUUUACCCGCAGCCCUGGGCCCGGCCAGCAAUCCUGCCCGCAGCCCCAGAGGGGCCCUUCCCAGGACGCCCGCCUCGCCCGGAGGGAGCUGGCCCUGCGAUCGGGGAGGCGGCCAGGCAUCGUCCACGGGCGUCCGCCUCCUCCCGGGGAGCGGCCGCGGCCGUGGCACCGCCGAGUGGCCUGUGACAGACCGGCCGGAAGGGUGUGGCUGCACCAACCAGACAGGGAGCUCCCUGCCCGCCUGGGCCCGAGCGCAGCAGCUGCUCAGUCAGUCUGCGGGCAGCUGCGUGCUCACCGCCCGUGUCCCGAGGGGCGUGCCGUCCUGUUUGCACGGCGGGGCUCCCUCCAGGCUGCAGAGAUGUCGGCGGCUUCGGCGAGUCCCCCGCGGGAGCAGCUGGCGUGGGCGUGGGGAAGCGCCGGGGCCACGGGCCCCUCCCUCACAGGGAGGCCUGGCGCUCGCGGACGUCAGAGCGGAGUCAGGUGGCCCCAGAACAGUCUCCCUGCCGCCUCCCCGGUGACACCGACAGGAAUGCCCUCCGGAGCCCGCAGGGCGGAGGGCCGGCUGCCCUUCUGGAGCCCUCCACCCCAGCCACGAGGCUGUGGGCGCCCGGGCCUGUGGGUCCAUGGACUUCAGAACCAGGCACCGGCCCCACCCCUUCUCAGACGCAGGCGCUCCGUUCUCCUCUGGAACCGGCCAGGCGUCAGCGAGCACAGCUCGUGGCCGGGGUUACUGUGUUCAUAAGGCCUUUCUCUUUGACAGGAAAAACCCACCCCCCAAAACGCCUCCCGCCCCGGCCUCCCGCCAAACCCGCUGGAAGACAGUGCAGGGGCAGUGGGCCCGUCGCUCGCUCAGCACCAGCGGUUUCACUGCCUCAACCCUCUUCCCCCAAAGCCGGUCUGUGUAGGUCGGGCCGAACCCAGAUCCUGUUGGAUCGCAGGAAAGUGUGGGUCCCCAAGGACCCCGAUCGCAGCAGUGAAGGCCAGUGAGCCGGCCUGACUGUGACCCCUGGAAUCCCCCUAAAGCGCUCUCCCGGGGGCACAGGCUCCCCGAGAAAAACAUCCAGCGCGAUGACGUCGCCUUUGCUGCUGGAGCAGCUGGGCAGUGAGGGACAGGGCCGGCCCCCGCAGAGCGCGUCUGAAGGCUGAACCUUCCUCAGCACAGCUGCAGGCGCUAGUGAGCGUCCAACAGGGACAGCGAGCCAGCCCGGGCGGACAGGGGGACUGAGGGCUCCUGGGAGGCACUUAUCUGGCUCUGAGUGACCAGCUUGCCCUGGCUGGUGUGGCUCAGUGGUAGAGCAUCGGCCCACACACUGAAGGCCAGCGGUUCGAUUCCCUAUCAAGGGCAGAACCGCUCAUACCUGGGUUGCAGGUUCGUUCUGCCAGCAUUCGAGAGGCAACUAAGCGGUGUUUCU